Messenger RNA from Moneuplotes crassus, 3034 nucleotides. The record is from the annotation of a GenBank genome assembly. Lineage: Eukaryota; Ciliophora; Spirotrichea; Euplotida; Euplotidae.
CUUAAAAAUGGAGAACUCAAGUAAUUACAGGAGAAAGAGAAGAUUGAUUAAUAAAAAUAUUUCUGAAGGUCAAGAGUGCCUUGACAGUGACACAAAUGGCUUACAGAUUAUGAAGAGUGUCAGUAUGGAGGAUAAAAUUUACAGCCAAACAGCUAUGCAGAAUAGGAAGGGUAAAGCAAGAGGAACAAUGAAUGCAAAGAUAGUCCGUGGGUGCAGGGAAAACCAGAGAUAUGAUGCCAGUCCAUUUGAUGAUGAUUUUGACCAACAAGUCUCUCAUUUCAGGUUUUCGGUGAAUGCUGGUCCCGAAGAAGGGAUUGAUUGACUAAGAGAGUCUAACCCUUUCUUUGAUUUUAAUUCAGGACCUGGCCAUAAAGUUGUUGAUAAAUUAUUCAAAAAUACCCAAGAUCAUAGACAAAGAUUCACUAAUAUAAACCCUGCACAGAGUGUAUUUGAGAAAAGAGAAUCUAUCAAGCGCAGUGGUAGCAUGGCUAGAAUCGGCCACCAAAUGACAAAUGCCACUAAAAUUAUUGAAUUGGCAAACAAUGCACUAAAAUGUUCUCAAGUUAAGAAAAAUAAAGAAUGUAUUAUCAACAGACCUCCAAAGAUGAAGGCUUCUCUUACUCAGGAAAGCCAGUCUGCAGAUACUUUUACCUUGAAAGAUGAGAAUAUGGUGAAAAUGCAGAAUUUAAUAUAUGGAGAUCGAAAGAGACAGUCAAAUGCGGAUCAAAAUAUCAUGGACAUCUUUAACAAAAGCAUGAAUCGUAAAAAUAGUGUGCCUGUAAAGGAGACCUCCUUCAAUAACUGUUCAAAAUAUGCUAGAAGGGCAAUGAAUAUUGACGAGGCUUUAGACGAAAUUGAGAAACAUCGGAAAUCUUUUGCUCCAAAUAUGUCUACAUCAAAAGUUCGCAAAAAUACCACUUGAGGAGGAAGAUAUCAAAAUAGCAGGUAUCAGCAAGACCAAGACUCCCUUGAGGACACCAAAACUAUUGAAGAACUUGAACACAAACCUGGAGGAGCCCCUCUGGAGGAUGAGGACGAUACUUCACCCAUACUAAGUGAAGAUCUCAUCCAAGACCUUGAAUUUGAAGCGAAUAAAGAGAAAUUGGCUGAGACUACAAAUGAAGAAAGAGUAAGUGUCUACAAGGUACGUGAAUCAAAUCGAAGAAAGCGACACAGGAAGAACCAUGAAGAGAAGGAGAAUGAUUAUUCAGGCAAGACCACCAAAACAGAGGAUCCUUCUGACCUCGCUCCUGAGAAUGUACAGAAAGAAAAGGAAUCGAGUCUUAAUAAUGAGAAGAUUAGGACAAGUCUGUGUAAAACAACUGGAAAAUUGAAAGACCAUAUUUUAGACCAGAGUAUCGAUUCAGUGGGGGAAGCAGCGGAUGUUACAAUGACAAUGGAGGAUUAUCCCCUCACCCAUACUAUGGAAAUCCUCAGCUCCAAGGAGGUUUUCAAGCCUAAAGGGAUGAAGAAAGUUGAUCUGGAAGAUAAGAAUGAGGUAGCAUACUCGAAAGAUCUGAUCAAAAAUCAAAGAUUCGGAAAACUGAAUAAACACGCUGAUGUGAUAAGUUAUGAAGAUCAUGAGGCCUUCCCUGACUACCCUGGGUUUUAUUUUAGAGAAAUCUAUCGUAAUACAGCUAUUGAGCUUCUUGAGCAGGGAGAGAACUUAGAUGUUGAACUCACAGAUUACGUGAGAAACUGUGAUGAAGAGUCAGUUAUCCCGGAGCUAAGUGAUAAAAUAGUUGACGAUAAUAAAACCCACGCUACUCAGAGUAUGCAAGGGCUAUAUUAUGUCAACACAAUUCAGCCUACAGAUGCUUAUAUAAGUCAAAAAGUUACCUUGCCUCCCACUGAUAAGAAGAAAUUAGCCAUAUUUGAUAUGGAUGAAACUUUAAUUCACUGCGUAUUCGAUAGAGGAGUGGUGAGCAACACAAAUGAAGGUCCUAAAAAGACAGACGCUAUGCUUAAAUUCAAGUGUACCUCUGAGGGAAUAGAGUACCUCCCUGUGAAUGUUCGACCCUUCAUCAGAGAAUGAAUCCUUGAGAUAAAGAAAUAUUAUCAAGUGAUUGUCUUCACAGCCUCUAAGAAGGAGUAUGCAGAUACUAUUCUGAACUACAUCGAUCCUGAUGGUGAUCUUAUCGAAGCAAGAUGUUACAGGGAUAGUUGUUAUACAACUCAAGACUAUGUGUAUAUCAAAGAUCUCAGAAUCUUUGAAGACCAGUGGGACAUGAAGGAUAUUGUCUUAAUUGAUAAUGCAGUGCAUUCGUUCGGGUUCCAGAUAAACAACGGCAUCCCGAUGCUUCCCUUCUACGACGACAAGAAGGAUACAGAAAUGAUAUAUCUCGCUCAUUACUUGAAUGAUCUUCAGAGACAAGCUGACAUGCGCCCAAUGAUUGAGAGAACCUUUUGGAUCAAGAAGCUGACGAAUGACCAAAUCUUGGAAGCAAUCGAAGGCGUCAUUGAAUACGCAAUUGAAGAAGUUAUCGAAAAUGUGGAAGAUGAUUUUGAAUUUAGUGAUGUUCAACCCAAAAGUUUUGAUUUAGAUGAAAAUCCUUUAAGACAGAGUAUUACGGAUCUUGAGUUUACUGACGAUAUUGAUGAACGGGAAGGAGAAGUUGAUACCAUUCCAAAUAUUGCAAUGUGAGCAAGGACUAUUCCUUGUAAACCUUCAAGUGCGAAAAUCAGAUUAAACAAAACAGUUUGUGAUAUUAAAAGUACUACUGCUGCUCAACCUUUUCAGAGCAAAAAGUGAAAGGUUGGGGGAAAUUAUUUAUCCAAGACAACAAAUCUGGAUGGGGACAAUUCAGGAGACAGAGUCUCAAAAUCCAAAAAGUUUGACUAUCAGGCAAAUAUCAAUAGAGGAAAAAUCUUUAACUACAAACAAACUAACCAAUGAUCAAUAGAGGAUAUCGAUGAUGAUGCUUGGAUCAAGAAAAAUAUGGAUGAGAUCCAAGACACGCUCCGAAGAAAAGGGAAGCCACCCAAGAUCGAUUCUGUCUGUAUAUAAUCAUGCUCUAAUUCCUGGUUAAUUCUA